GAGUGAAGUGCUCUCAGCAGCUAGUGAUUGACAGUACGUCUCAGUUUACUAGUAGUUGGUGCGAGAUCAUGGAAGGCAGUCAAGGACUUCGCUUUGCUGCAAAUAUAUCAGAUGGAUUCCUCUUCUCCGAGGUCAAUUUCCUGCAGCGCUUCAAGGCAGCAAAGGAUUCAGGGUUUAGCGGAGUUGAGUGUGCCUUCCCUGCCAGUGUCACACUAGACAGUUUUGUCAGUGCACAGAAAGCCGCAGGUAUCCAACACGUCCAUUUGAAUCUUCCAGCAGGUGAUUGGGCUGCUGGUGAACGUGGUAUUGCAGCGAAUCCAGCCAAGGUCAAAGAAUUCCAAGAGAGUGUGGAGACAGGAGUGAAGUAUGCCAAUGCACUGGGCUGCACAAGGGUACAUGCACUGGCUGGUGUAGUCAGUGAAGCAUGUGAUAAGGAGCAAUGGACGAGGACAUUUGUCGAAAAUUUGAAGUGGGCAGCAGAUCAACUCAGCAAGGAGGGGAUUCUUCUUCUCAUUGAGCCAAUUUCUACAAUUCCUGGGUACUUCCUGCAGCACCAGGAACAAGCACUGGAUAUUCUCCACAAGGUCGGCCACAGCAACUUGAAGCUUCAAUUUGAUAUAUACCAUGCUCAAAGAAUGGAUGGAAAUUUAUGUGACUUCAUGUCAAAGAACAUCCACUCUAUUGUUUUCCCUGAGCAGUGUUUCUGUUAA
This is a messenger RNA of Sycon ciliatum, 710 nucleotides long. Its product is annotated as hydroxypyruvate isomerase-like. NCBI's taxonomy places the organism in Eukaryota, Metazoa, Porifera, Calcarea, Leucosolenida, Sycettidae. The record is from RefSeq and is a predicted model, not a curated record. The transcript is spliced from 8 exons. The coding region runs from base 69 to 710 and encodes 213 amino acids.